Messenger RNA from Paramecium pentaurelia, 902 nucleotides. Lineage: Eukaryota; Ciliophora; Oligohymenophorea; Peniculida; Parameciidae. The record is from the annotation of a GenBank genome assembly.
AUGUUGAACACAUCUUCAGGUUAAAGAAUUAGAUAUGUUAAGGAAGCAUCUGGAGCAAAGUCAACUACAUAAAGUUUUAAAUAUAAAUCUAAAGAGUGUGAUUUAUCAGCUAAUGAUAGCACUUCAUCGGCUAAUCUUAAACCUUUAAUUUAAGUGUAUAAUCGAAUAAAUACAAAUUAGCAAACAAUCUUAUAAUUAGCAUUUUGCCACAGCUUUACCUUUGCGAAAGUUAGCUAGUCCCUAAAAAUAAGCCCCUGUCGAUGGAAAAAUUGUUGAGAGAACUUACUCAUCUGUUAGAACAAGUAACUAUGUAAAGAGAUCAUCUGUCGCUCCUGAAAAAAGAGUAGAAAAUAGAAGUGUUAUCUAUGAAAAAAGAUCAAUAAAAAUGCCUAUUUGUUCUCCAUCAUCUACAAAUGUAAUUGAGGAGAAACUUGAAGAUGAUUAAAUAUAAGGCUAAGGCAGUGAAAUAUAAAGUUAAAAAAGAAGGAAAAGUAUCACUUUUUUUGAGUUAACAGCUAAUACUAAUUAAUAACAAGAUAAUUAGGAAAUAAUAGAAAUGAUGUCUAAAUAUUCAGAAAAAGAAUUAGUAAAGUUAAAUUUAAAUUUAGAAACAAGUUUAAAAUAUAAGAGUGAUAAUUAAUGGGCAAUUUGAUGAAAGAGAAAUAUAUGUAGAUAUUAGCUCAAUUCCUUUUGAAUGGAAAUUAGAAUAAAUUGCAUAAUAACUAAAUGAAAUCUACAAAUCAUAAUUUAACUAAAGUUUACGUAAUCCUGCAAUUUCAGUUCUUAUAGGAAAGAUUUAGACUAAGAAAUUAAGUAAGGAGAUGAAAAAAUAUGAACUUGUUAUAAUGUCUUUAAAAGGACAAGUCAAAGAAUCUUUAAUAGUGCUAGAAGAUAGUUCUUGA